AUGCAAUACCUUCACGACCGAGGUUUUCAUCAUGGUGAUCUAUGCACCAAAAACAUUUUUGUGAACACGCACAAGGUCGUCAAGCUUUUUGGUAUCCACCCUUUUGGUGAUCGGCGAGUGCAUGAGGGGUUUCAGACGGUUAGGGCAGAUAUCUUCAGCUUUGGUUUAGUUCUGUGGGAGCUAGUAACUAGACGCAUCCCUCUUGCAGCUGCUCAGCGUUCUUUUACUACACCCAAAGAGUCGAAGCGUCUCCGGAAGAAGAAGACUUGGGAAGAGACGUGUUUCAACGUUGGUAGUUUGUUGCGGUCGUGCAUGAAGACACAGAGCCCACUUGUUCAAGUAAUUGAGAAAUGCUGGGAAGUUCCAGAGGCUCCACUCACCUUUGCUGCCAUAUCGACUUUGCUCAAAUCCCUUUUAACUCCUCAACAGAAGGAGGUGUAUGCCGUUAUUGCUGAUGAUGUCUCUAUCGUGUGUGAUACGCCUAAAAAGAGAAAGAGAAGCAUUGGGAAGAAGUCAUUUGAGGUUUUUGGAUGUGCAUUUUGCAAGAGAACUUUCAAGUCGGAGAUGGCAGUUGAAGCACACACCAUCGCCAAACACGGUGUUUGAGAUCAUAACAGUGUGAAGAGAUACUACCCACUUUUAUAGACUUUUAAAUGAUGUU
Brassica oleracea var. oleracea is the source of this 661-nucleotide messenger RNA. RefSeq names its product serine/threonine-protein kinase HT1-like. Gene Ontology annotation, cellular component: cytoplasm. Gene Ontology annotation, biological process: protein phosphorylation; signal transduction. Gene Ontology annotation, molecular function: protein kinase activity; ATP binding. The record is from RefSeq and is a predicted model, not a curated record. Lineage: Eukaryota; Viridiplantae; Streptophyta; Magnoliopsida; Brassicales; Brassicaceae. The transcript is spliced from 3 exons. The coding region runs from base 1 to 606 and encodes 201 amino acids.